Messenger RNA from Mercenaria mercenaria, 1503 nucleotides. Its product is annotated as b(0,+)-type amino acid transporter 1-like. Gene Ontology annotation, biological process: amino acid transmembrane transport. The transcript has a single exon. Gene Ontology annotation, molecular function: L-amino acid transmembrane transporter activity. NCBI's taxonomy places the organism in Eukaryota, Metazoa, Mollusca, Bivalvia, Venerida, Veneridae. Bases 1 to 1503 code for a protein of 500 amino acids. The record is from RefSeq and is a predicted model, not a curated record. Gene Ontology annotation, cellular component: membrane.
AUGAACGGAAAUACAGCUGUGGAAAAGAAGGUUGUGGCCAGCGUUGAUGGAAAGCCUAUUGUCUUGGAAACUGAUCGGAUCCGAGUGAAAGAGAGGAUUGGACUUCCAGGAGGGAUUGCUUUUAUAAUGGGAGCUGUCAUUGGUUCGGGUAUUUUCAUCUCUCCAAAGGGGGCGUUGCAAAAUUCAGGAUCAGUUGGAAUGAGUUUGAUAAUAUGGACAAUGUGUGGAGUUUUGUCAAUGAUAAUCGGACUUGUGUAUGCUGAACUCGGUGUUCUUCUUCCAAAAUCUGGUGGUGACUAUACUAUUAUUAAAAGUGGCAUUGGAGGUGUUCCUGCAUUUCUUGUUUCUUGGAUACAGUGUAUUGUCACAAAUAGUGGAAGCCGUACAGUUCUUGCACUCGUUUUCGCGGACUACGUUUGUGCUCCAAUAUUCGGAAAAUGUGAAGCCCCGAAUAGUAUAAGGAAGUCAAUUGCUGCAGUUGAACUUCUGAUUCUUGCUAUUACAAACACUAUCAGUGUCCGACUUGUUUCUUCAAUGCAAGGAUUUUUUACAGUCUUAAAAGUUCUCGCUCUAAUCAUUAUUACUGUAGGUGGAUUCGUCUAUCUUUUUCAAGGCAAGACAGAGAAUUUUAACGACUCCUUUCAAGGCACUACAAAUGACAUAACGUCGAUAUCCUUAGCAAUUUACAGUUGCAUGUGGGCAUAUGGUGGAUACACAAACCUGAAUGAAAUCGCUGAAGAACUUAUUCAACCGAGGAAAAAUAUUCCUAAGGCAAUUAUCAUAUCAAUGACUUUGAUAACAAUUAUUUAUAUCACAACAAAUGUUUCGUACUUUAUUAUGUUGUCCAAGUCGGAAUUUCUAACUGUACCUGCUGUUGCGUUUACGUGGGGUGAACGUGUCCUGGGUUCGGCAGCGAUUAUUAUCCCUAUAAGUGUGAUGUGUUCCGUACAUGGUGCCUCCAACGGCGGCUUCUUCACUGACGUCCGAGUACGCUUUGCAGCUGCGCGCGCAGGUCAUUUACCUGAAGUUCUUUCUUUUCUGCAUCACAAAUCUCGAAUACCUUUGGCGUCCCUCUUCCUAAAUACAGUUAUGUCCAUUAUCAUGUUGAUUCCAGGCGAUAUUGGGGAGCUGAUAAACUUAGUCGGUUUUGUUGGAUUUUUAACUCAAGGCCUGGCUGUGAUUGCUUUUCUGCGAAUACGAUACCUGCGUAGAAAUGAGAAAAGAAACAAAGACCACUUCAGAAUUCCACUGGUUAUUCCAUUUCUUGCUCUUGCAAUAUGCGCAUUUAUGUUGAUAUCGCCUUUCAUCUCUAAUCCAAAAAUUGAAUUUCUAUACGGUGCCGGUUUUAUUCUUUCCGGACUACUGCUGUAUAUUCCGUUUGUAUACUUUGACUGGCGUGUUCCCGGAUGCGAUCAGACUACUACUAUGUUACAAUUGUUAAUGGAUAUUUGUCCCACAGUUCUUGACCAAGACAUAGAUCCAUUGAUGAAUGAUAACUUAUAG